AUGUCUAGCAACAACAAUAUCAACGACGCGUUGCAAAAGGCUCAGGAGAGCGUGAAAGAGGCGGAGGGCAAGCUGGACGCGACCAUCACAGAGAGCGAUAAACAGUCCUGGCAAAAUCAG
Messenger RNA from Paraglomus occultum, 120 nucleotides. The record is from the annotation of a GenBank genome assembly. NCBI's taxonomy places the organism in Eukaryota, Fungi, Glomeromycota, Glomeromycetes, Paraglomerales, Paraglomeraceae.